This is a messenger RNA of Etheostoma spectabile (orangethroat darter), 3149 nucleotides long. RefSeq names its product AFG2 AAA ATPase homolog A (gene afg2a). Gene Ontology annotation, cellular component: cytoplasm. The transcript has 17 exons. The coding region runs from base 238 to 2952 and encodes 904 amino acids. Lineage: Eukaryota; Metazoa; Chordata; Actinopteri; Perciformes; Percidae. Gene Ontology annotation, molecular function: ATP hydrolysis activity; ATP binding. The record is from RefSeq and is a predicted model, not a curated record.
UAAAUGUUGCAUUACUUUAUUCUUGGGACCUUAUUAGUUCCAGGUUCUUAUAUUUAAUUGCUUCCAGUUAACAAUAAAAUAAAUACAACAAAUACAAAAAGGAUCUUGCUUAACGUAAAAGAUUCGAAGCUUUACGGUAGACGGAGGCGGGACUAAACUUUAACCAGGAAGUUUACAACACCGCUCCAUGUUUACACAUGUUAGUGCGUUCACGUGGAGGAGAUUUUUACUAUUGAAAUGUCUUCAAAGAAAAAUAAAAGCAAAUCGAAAAGAGUGAGUGAAAGUGACAGUUCACUCUUAUCGAAGGAGGGCUCAAAUGACUCCUCCAACCUGCAGACAUCUGGCCACGAAGGAGGAAGCUGCAAAAGUUUACACAUCAACUCAUUCACUGUCAUCGAUUUCAUUGAAAAAGCCGAUGACAAAACACCCAAAAGUUGCAGAUCAACUUUAGUCCAACUGAGCCUCAACUCCAUGAAGUCGGCCAGCGUUUGCAUCGGGAGACCUGUCCUGCUGACGAGUCCCACGGGACAGCAAGAGGUGUGCUUAGGUUGGCCGGUUGCCUCUUUUCCUGGCGGAAAAGUUGGUCUUCAGAAAUGUGCUCAGAAGAACCUCAGGGUGAAGUCAGGGGCCGAGGUGACGCUGCAUCCACUAACAGGUCCUGUGCUUCAGGCUGAGGAGGUGGUCCUCUCUAACAGGUCAAAAGAUGACACACUAGAGACAGACAAGUUCAAGAACUUCUUCCUGAGGUCCCUGGUUGGAAACAUCAUUUUGCCAGGGAAUGUCAUCCCCCUGACCUACUUCGGCCGGUCAUGCAGUCUACGUGUUGAGACCAUAAGAGGGGAGGACGGAGUCACGCUCCGCAGACCAGCUGCACCCCCAGGACUGGGCCCUGACACGGACGAGUCCUGCGUGAUGACCUCCGUGCUGGACUCCACGUCCGCCGACCUCUCACUGCAGCUCAGCUUGCUCACCGUGGAUGACAACAGUGCUGACGGGGCACCAAGCAUGCACGGAGAGCCGGGUCCUGCAGCCAGCACCCCACACCGACCAGCCCACUCGCCUUCUCUCUCCUCACCCGCUGCUCCUUUCACCCCAUCCUGCAACUCCCAGAAUCCUUCUGCAGAGACAGCAGAGGAUGCCUUCAGUCUGGAGGACUCCCUAAGCUCAGAGCAGGCAGAGAAAACCCCCACAGCUCCCUCUGGUGGUGUUCUGAGUACAGACACCUUCUACUGCCUGUCCUGCACCACUAAAGUGAGUUUCCAGGACAGAGCAGGGCAGGAGGAUGCAGACACAGAAGCCAAAAUGUCAAAGGUCAAAUACAGCAUGAUUGGCGGCCUCAGCAGCCAGUUGGAUGUCAUCAGAGAGACCAUUGAGCUUCCUCUGAAACAUCCUGAGUUGUUCUCCAACUAUGGGAUCCCACCUCCACGAGGGGUGCUUCUGUAUGGUCCCCCGGGCACAGGAAAGACUAUGAUUGGACGAGCCAUAGCCAAUGAGGUUGGAGCUCACAUGACGGUGAUCAACGGCCCCGAGAUCAUAAGCAAAUUCUACGGGGAAACAGAAGCGAGGCUGAGGCAGAUAUUUACUGAAGCAUCUCAGAGACAGCCUGCGAUAAUCUUUAUUGAUGAGCUGGAUGCUUUGUGCCCAAAGCGAGAGGGAGCGCAGAAUGAGGUGGAGAAACGAGUUGUUGCUUCCCUUCUGACUCUGAUGGAUGGGAUUGGUUCAGAGGGGCACUCAGGUCAGCUGUUAGUCCUGGGGGCCACAAACCGGCCCCAUGCCCUCGACCCCGCCCUGCGCCGACCAGGGCGCUUUGACAAAGAGCUGGAGGUGGGAGUUCCUAGUGCUGCUGAGCGUGCAGAUAUUUUGCAAAAGCAGCUGAAGUUUUUACCGUGCACAGCCACCACCGAGGAGGUGACGCAGUUGGCCGACGCCACUCAUGGAUACGUAGGAGCAGACCUCGCAGCUGUUUGCAAAGAAGCAGGUUUGCAUGCACUGAGACGAGCACUGGGAGGGUCUCACCAACCAUCAGACCAGCAGCUGAUGGGGACGGUGACCGUCACUCAGCAGGACCUCCAGUGGGCCAUGUCUGUUGUGAAGCCAAGUGCCAUGAGGGAGGUCGCUAUCGACGUCCCAAAGGUCCGCUGGUCAGAUGUAGGCGGGAUGGAGGAAGUGAAACUAAAACUGAAGCAGGCUGUGGAGUGGCCUCUGAGGCACCCUGAGGCAUUCAUCCGCAUGGGGAUCCAGCCACCUAAAGGCGUCCUGCUGUACGGGCCCCCAGGCUGCUCCAAGACCAUGAUAGCCAAGGCCCUGGCUAAUGAAAGUGGGCUCAACUUCCUGGCUAUUAAAGGUCCAGAAUUACUGAGCAAGUAUGUUGGAGAGUCUGAAAGAGCUGUGAGAGAGGUGUUUAGGAAGGCAAGGGCCGUCGCUCCCUCCAUCGUCUUCUUUGAUGAGAUUGAUGCUCUGGCCAGUGAAAGAGGAAGCUCGUCGGGCUCCAGUGGUGUAGGCGACCGGGUCUUGGCACAGCUCCUGACAGAGAUGGACGGCAUCGAGCAGCUCCGAGACGUCACUGUGCUGGCCGCCACCAACCGGCCCGACAUGAUCGAUAAGGCUCUAAUGCGUCCAGGUCGCCUUGACCGAAUCGUCUAUGUGCCUCUUCCAGAUGCUCCGACCAGACAAGAGAUAUUUUCUCUCCAGUUCCGCAACAUGCCUGUGGCCCAAAAUGUGUGUCUUAAUGACCUGGUGACUCAGACCAACAAGUAUUCUGGAGCAGAGAUAACAGCAGUAUGCAGAGAGGCUGCCCUCCUGGCCCUACAAGAGGACAUCAAAGCUCAGCACGUCGAGGCCAGACACUUUGAAAGUGCCCUGAACACUGUGAAGCCCCGGAUCCCCGACUCUCUCAUCCAGUCGUAUAUCAGCUAUCAGCAGCAGCAACACAGCGGCCUGUUCUUCUUCUGACCACGCUGCUAUAUGGACACAGUCCAAACUAGGGAACCUUGUCCCGUGUAAUUCUAACAUUGUUUUUUCUUUUUUAAAGAAAAGGUUUUCAACUGCCCCGUGUCUGGCGGACAAGAUACCAGAAUGUGAUGAGAAAUGGACACAACCACCAGCCGAACAUGUUAUGGCAAAUACAAAAUUAAAAAUUAAAAAAAUCA